Molecule: messenger RNA, 662 nt
Organism: Entrophospora candida
Lineage: Eukaryota; Fungi; Glomeromycota; Glomeromycetes; Entrophosporales; Entrophosporaceae
Source: the annotation of a GenBank genome assembly
AUCAACGAAUUUCCGAAACCACAGAAUAUUUAAAUUUACUUGAAGAAAAAAAAAUUUUUUUAAUAGAUGACAAUGAUUAUGAUAAUUUAAAAUGGUUUUCAAAUGAUAAAAAAACCUGUUAUAGUGACCUCAUAAAUAUUAUGACUGGUUAUCAAUGGGAUCACCCAUUAAGUAAUUCAUUAAUUGAAAAAAAGACUAAAGAUAUACUAUGCAAAUCAAAUGAAAAUAAUUCAGACAAAAAAAUAUUGGAAAAUAAUGAAUAUUAUCAACAGCAACUGGAACAAAAUUAUACAAGUGAAGUUGUGAUCAAAUUUCUAAAAUUAAUUAAUAAAGUUUCAAAUAUUGUAAAUGUUUCAACGACCAUGGGUGAAGUGACAAUUGUAGGUUCAUCAAAACGAAAAAAAGAUAAUUAUAACCCAAAUGAGCUCAAUUCUACAAAAUCCAAAACAGGAAGAAGGGCUGAUGUGACAAUUAGUAGUGAAAAAUGUCUGCCCGAGUUUUUUGACUUGUUAAUGUGUGAAGUAGUUGGGAUUCCUGACUUUACUGACAAUACAAAAUAUAAAAAAGAUAAAAUUAAGGGCAAGAGAAUGGCAAUAGACACCAUUAACUUUAUAAUUGAAUUAUUUGUAAAAGAUCAUCAUAGAAUUUUGAGCUACGAAGAU